This is a messenger RNA of Enhydra lutris kenyoni (northern sea otter), 2582 nucleotides long. Its product is annotated as ras GTPase-activating protein 4. NCBI's taxonomy places the organism in Eukaryota, Metazoa, Chordata, Mammalia, Carnivora, Mustelidae. The coding region runs from base 104 to 2509 and encodes 801 amino acids. Gene Ontology annotation, biological process: negative regulation of Ras protein signal transduction; intracellular signal transduction; regulation of GTPase activity. The transcript has 21 exons. Gene Ontology annotation, molecular function: GTPase activator activity; phospholipid binding. The record is from RefSeq and is a predicted model, not a curated record.
CCCGCCCCCCGCGGCGCCCAGUCCCGCGCCCGCCUGCCCGCCGGCUGCACGCGACCCUGCGGUCCGGCUCCCUCGGGCGCCGACCCCGCGUCGCGGACCCGCGAUGGCCAAGCGCAGCUCGCUGUCCAUCCGCAUCGUGGAGGGGAAGAACCUGCCCGCCAAGGACAUCACUGGCAGCAGUGACCCCUACUGCAUCGUGAAGGUGGACAAUGAGCCCAUCAUCCGGACAGCCACUGUGUGGAAGACCCUGUGUCCAUUCUGGGGCGAGGAGUAUCAGGUGCACCUGCCUCCCACCUUCCAUGCGGUGGCCUUCUACGUCAUGGAUGAGGAUGCCCUCAGUCGGGACGACGUUAUCGGGAAGGUCUGCCUUACCAGGGACACCCUGGCUGCUCACCCGAAGGGUUUCAGUGGCUGGGCCCACCUGACGGAGGUCGACCCUGACGAGGAGGUGCAAGGCGAGAUCCACUUGCGCCUUGAGGUGGUCCCGGGGACGCCGGCGGGCCGGCUGCGCUGCUCUGUGCUGGAGGCCAGGGACCUGGCCCCCAAGGACCGGAACGGUGCAUCUGACCCCUUCGUCCGAGUGCGCUACAACGGCCGGACACAGGAGACCUCGAUUGUGAAGAAAUCAUGCUACCCACGCUGGAAUGAGACAUUUGAGUUUGAUCUGGAAGAGGGGGCUGCGGAGGCGUUGUGUGUGGAAGCCUGGGACUGGGACCUUGUCAGCCGGAAUGACUUCUUGGGCAAAGUGGUGUUCAAUGUCCAGAGACUGUGGGCGGCCCAGCAGGAGGAGGGCUGGUUCCGGCUGCAACCCGACCAAUCCAAGAGUCGGCGGGGAGAGGGCAGCCUGGGCUCCUUGCAGCUGGAGGUGCGGCUGCGGGACGAGACGGUACUGCCCUCCGGCUGCUACCAGCCCCUGGUGCAGCUGCUGUGCCGUGAGGUGAAGCUGGGCACCCAGGGCCCAGGGCAGCUGAUACCUCUUAUAGAGGAGACAACGAGCACAGAGUGCCGCCAGGGGGUGGCCACCAACCUGCUCAAGCUCUUCCUGGGGCAGGGACUGGCCAAAGACUUCCUGGACCUGCUCUUCCAGCUGGAGCUGGGUCGCACCAGUGAGGCUAACACCCUGUUCCGGAGCAACUCUCUUGCCUCAAAGUCCAUGGAGUCUUUUCUGAAGGUGGUGGGGAUGCGGUAUCUGCAUGGCGUCCUGGGCCCCAUCAUCGACAGGGUGUUUGAGGAGAAGAAGUACGUGGAGCUGGACCCCAGCAAAGUGGAGGUCAAGGACGUAGGGUGCUCCGGGCUGCACCGCCCACAGACCGAGGCCGAGGUGCUAGAGCAGAGCGCGCAGACGCUGCGCAGCCACCUGGGGGCGCUGCUGAGCGCGCUCAGCCGCUCCGUUCGCGCCUGCCCCGCUGUGGUCCGCGCCACCUUCCGGCAGCUUUUCCGGCGCGUGCGCGAGCGCUUCCCCGGCGCCCAGCACGAGAACGUGCCGUUCAUCGCCGUCACCAGCUUCCUGUGCCUGCGCUUCUUGUCUCCCGCUAUCAUGGCGCCCAAGCUCUUCCACCUGCGGGAGCGGCACGCGGACGCGCGCACCAGCCGCACCCUGCUGCUGCUGGCCAAGGCGGUCCAGAACGUGGGCAACAUGGACACGCCGGCUUCCAGAGCCAAGGAGGCUUGGAUGGAGCCGCUGCAGCCCACCGUGCGCCAGGGCGUAGCUCAGCUGAAGGACUUCAUCACGAAACUGGUGGACAUCGAGGAGAAGGAGGAGCUGGACCUGCAGCGGACCCUGAGUUUGCAGGCCCCGCCGGUGAAGGAGGGGCCGCUCUUCAUCCACAGGACCAAGGGCAAGGGCCCUCUCAUGUCCUCCUUCAAGAAACUCCACUUUUCCCUUACCACCGAGGCCCUCAGCUUCGCCAAGACGCCCGGCUCUAAGAAAAGUGCCCUGAUCAAGCUAGCCAACAUCCGGGCAGCGGAGAAGGUGGAGGAGAAGAGCUUCGGCAGCUCGCAUGUCAUGCAGGUCAUCUAUGAGGACGAUGCGGGCAAGCCCCAGACCGUGUACCUGCAGUGCAAGUGUGUGAACGAGCUGAACCAGUGGCUGUCUGCGCUGCGGAAGGUGAGCAUCAGCAACCCCGGCCUGCUGGGCUCCUACCACCCUGGCGUCUUCCGCGGGGACAAGUGGAGCUGUUGCCACCAGAAGGAUAAAUCAGAUCUGGGCUGCGACAAGACCCGGUCGCGGGUGACCCUCCAGGAGUGGAAUGACCCUCUGGACCAUGACCUGGAGGCCCAGCUUAUCUGCCGGCACCUGCUGGGCGUGGAGGCCGCACUGCGAGAGAAGCACCGGGAGCUGAGUGCGGGCACAGAGGCAGGCUCUGUGCACACUGGCCCGGGGGAAGCCCCCGAGGACGCGCUGGCCCAGCUUCUGCAGGUGCUGCGGGACCUCCAGGAGGCCCACCGCUCCGGCCUGGCCAGUCCGCCGCCUUCGGAGCCCCGCCACCCCGGGCCACUGCAGACGUGAGGCCUGCCCCCCGCCCAGUGCCCUCGCCGAGCCCCCUGCCGGGUGCUUGGAGACCCCCGGUGCGCUUUUGGCU